Molecule: messenger RNA, 414 nt
Organism: Thlaspi arvense
Lineage: Eukaryota; Viridiplantae; Streptophyta; Magnoliopsida; Brassicales; Brassicaceae
Source: the annotation of a GenBank genome assembly
AUGUCUACGUGCAACAACACGAACGAAGAAGACAUGUCGGGGAGCUUUGGAUGCAACAUCUGUCUUGAACUGGCAAGAGAACCGAUCGUGACUCUAUGUGGUCACUUGUUCUGUUGGCCCUGUCUCUACAAGUGGCUCCAUUUCCAUUCCCAAUCGAAACAUUGUCCUGUUUGCAAAGCUCUGGUCAAGGAAGAUCGUUUGGUUCCUUUGUAUGGAAUGGGUAAGCCAUCUUCUGACCCGAGAUCGAAGCCCGUUCACGGUGCUAGUACAAUCCCCAGUCGACCACCUGCACCUAGGCUCGAAACAGCUCGUCCUCCUCUUGGACAAAGACAUCAUGGCUCUAGUUUCUUUGGAGGGCAUUCAGGGUUUGCUUCUAUUCCAACUGCUACACGUUUUGGGAACUUCUUAUUGUAG